Messenger RNA from Aspergillus bombycis, 309 nucleotides. RefSeq names its product coiled-coil-helix-coiled-coil-helix domain-containing protein. The coding region runs from base 1 to 309 and encodes 102 amino acids. NCBI's taxonomy places the organism in Eukaryota, Fungi, Ascomycota, Eurotiomycetes, Eurotiales, Aspergillaceae. Gene Ontology annotation, biological process: mitochondrial respiratory chain complex IV assembly. The record is from RefSeq and is a predicted model, not a curated record. Gene Ontology annotation, cellular component: mitochondrial intermembrane space. The transcript is spliced from 4 exons.
AUGGGUUUCGGAGCUCCAGGCACCGGUGUCACUCCCACCAAGCCCACCCCUCCCGAGCGUGGUAGUUUCCCCCUUGACCAUGAAGGCGAAUGCAAACACCUCAUCGCUGGUUACCUGAAAUGUAUCAAGUCCCAGCGUGGCGUCAACGACGAAGAGUGCCGGAAACUGGCAAAGGGCUAUCUGGCUUGCCGGAUGGAUAAGUACGUGCAAUCUCGGCUGAACUUUGGGAACCUGAUGGCACCGGACGACUUUAAGAAUCUGGGACUUAUUUUCGACAAGGAAGACAAGACUGCGAAUGAGAAGUCGUGA